Messenger RNA from Penicillium samsonianum, 1500 nucleotides. Its product is annotated as Zn(2+) transporter ZRT3. The transcript has 3 exons. Gene Ontology annotation, molecular function: zinc ion transmembrane transporter activity. The record is from RefSeq and is a predicted model, not a curated record. Bases 1 to 1500 code for a protein of 499 amino acids. Gene Ontology annotation, biological process: zinc ion transmembrane transport. Gene Ontology annotation, cellular component: membrane. Lineage: Eukaryota; Fungi; Ascomycota; Eurotiomycetes; Eurotiales; Aspergillaceae.
AUGUCUGCUAACGACCUCCGGGGGUGGGUGAUGAGCGCCGUCUCAGGCGUCGCCUGCGUCCUUGGCUCGUCCAUCAUCUGCGUCGAUGUGCUGGUGCGGGUACUUUCCCACCGCAAGAGCUUCCAGAUAGCCAACAGUAGUAAUUUCCUGUCAGCAUCAUUAUGUCUCAGUGCUGGAGUCAUGCUUUUUACCUCUCUCUAUAGCAUGCUCCCCACCUCGAAGCAGUACCUCACCCGCGCCGGCUUCUCCCCCGCUGUAUCUGCAUAUAUUUUGAUCGGUCUUUUCAUUGCCGGAGUCGCAGGCAUUCAAAUAGUAUCCGCAUUUGCACACCGAUAUAUCCCAUCUCAUGUUGUCGACUGUGCCCAUACCCAUGACGAGUCGGAAGGUGAUCCCGAGCGCGGCGAGCCCGCACACGAGGACCAUAUCCACAGCCAUACAAAUGGACAUACUGAACGAACACCGCUCUUACAACCCAAUAAGCCAACUUCAUUCAAGUCAAUGCCAGCGGUGGUACAACGGAGCCAACAUACCGAGCCGGCACCCAGACGCCGCGAGACGAUGCGGGCAAUGCUAACGCGUCGCAUUACGUCGCUCAUGGGUGGCGUCAAAUCGGCCUGCGACGAGGAUGGACCUUGCUUCGGGGUUUCUCAGACCUGCGGCCUUGAAUGCACCAAAUUGCUUCCGCCAUCCAGCAGCAAUGAGACCGCGCGAGCAAACUUGCUGCAUCGUGAAAGUAUAUCGGUGCCGCUGGAAUCGGAAAUUUCCCCUGCGGAAACUGACACUGGAAGUGAACAUACUGCACCGCAAGGGGGGUAUUUUGACAACAUUUCUACACAGCAUGACAUGCACCCACGUGUUGCUUCAUCCGCUCCGUCUCAGAUCCUAGACCCACAUUCAAACCAUCUGUCUCAUUCUGAGCAUCAUCACCAUGACGAAUCUCAUGACCACGAUGACAUUCAUUCUGAGCGUCCCAAAUCUGCCGGUGGCAACCCCCACCACCAUCACGUCCCUCAAAAUGCAUUCCUAUCCAUUGGACUCCAGACCUCGCUCGCCAUUGCUCUGCAUAAGCUUCCCGAGGGGUUCAUCACUUACGCAACGAACCACGCCAGCCCAACCCUCGGUAUGACCGUAUUCCUAGCCCUAUUUAUCCACAACAUCGUGGAAGGAUUCGCCAUGGCACUUCCGCUCUACCUAGCCCUCGGUUCCCGCUGGAAGGCAAUGUUCUGGUCCAGCCUCCUGGGAGGUAUCAGUCAACCAGCUGGUGCUGGCCUAGCCGCAUUUUGGAUUUGGAGCACCGGACAACACGGUAGCGACGAUGCCACAGGUCCCUCGUGGGGUAUAUAUGGAGGUAUGUUCGCCGCCACCGCCGGAGUCAUGACUUCAGUUGCAUUGCAACUUUUCAGCGAGGGACUUGGUCUCACCCAUCGCCGCGGAAUGGGAAUCGGGUUCGCUGUUGCAGGCAUGGGGUUGAUGGGCCUCAGCUUUGCAUUGACCGCUUGA